Molecule: messenger RNA, 870 nt
Organism: Lolium perenne
Lineage: Eukaryota; Viridiplantae; Streptophyta; Magnoliopsida; Poales; Poaceae
Product: protein DMP6
Biological process (GO): endomembrane system organization
Source: RefSeq, a predicted model, not a curated record
CGAUCAAUUCUCACUACACCAAACACAUGGCGUCCCGGCCAACCGGCGACCCCGAGUCCCUUGCGACGGCGCAGCAGGCCCCGCUGCUCGGCAAUGCCGACGGACGGACGCGGACGACGACCACCGUCGUGGGAAAGGCUCUGAGUAGCACAGCGGACCUCGCGAAGCACCUCCCCACCGGCGCCGUGCUGGCCUUCGAGUUCCUCUCGCCGACCUUCACUGCCGACGGCACCUGCACGGCCGCCAACCGCGCGCUCACUGGCUGCCUCAUCGGCGCCUGCGCCUUCUCGUGCUUCCUCCUCUGCUUCACCGACAGCUUCCGCGACCAGACGGGCGUCGUGCGUUACGGCUUCAUCACGCCCAGCGACCGCCUGCGCCUCAUCGACGGUGCCGGAGCCGGAGUCGGAGCCUCCCAGCAGGCGCCGCAGGACACGAGGUACCGGCUUGGCGCGCGGGACGUGCUGCACGGGGUACUGUCGUUCGUGGUGUUCCUGGCGGUGGCAAUGGUAGACAGCAACGUGGUGGCUUGCUUCUACCCCGUCGAGUCCGCCACCACCAGGCAGCUGCUUGCCGCGGUGCCCAUGGCGGCCGGAGCGGCGGGGAGCUUCCUCUUCGCUAUGUUCCCCUCCACGCGGCAAGGAAUCGGGUUCCCCGCCGCAGCCACGUUUUGAAUCAAUGUUAUAACUGUUUUAUGUGCGCGUAUCAGUUUGCUUGGAAUGGAGACCUAGAUUGAUUAUAGUUUACACUCGAAUAAGAUUUCUAGUUUUGCCUGCAUUAUUUUAUCGGACAAACAGUUUAUUGUGUUGUUAUAUAUCAAUGAUUUAGAGAUAGGCCACGGCUUCAGGUUUAGUAAAUGAGAUUCAAAGAUAA